UCGAAACCGGCGUUUUGAGUUCAGUUGUAGCCUGGUCGUUGCGAGCGGCGGAUUGAUUGCACAAUCUUCAACCGAACUGUUGCCAAAAAAACGCCGACAUUUUCAACUUAAUUGUUUUUAAAUCUAACUACGGGAUCGCAUUUCCAAUACGGCCAGCGGGCCAUGACUGUCGAUUUACUCCACAAGCAAAUGCCACCGGAUCGCCACCCCACCAGUGAGGAACAUUCUUCUGCAGACGAUAAGGGUCGUGUGAGUUCGGAAAUAAUGCGACCUCUGUCAGGGGGUGGGAUGCCCUCUCCUAAUUCUAGUGCACCAUCCUCCUUUUUAAUUAAAGACAUUUUAAGCGGCCCUGCUGCCCAAAGGCCUGGGCAAAGGAACUUUAGUCCGCCGUUGGGAUCGAGUCCACCGAUGCCGAGUGGUCCGCCACCCCCGCCGAUGAGUGUUCUUCAUCAUCCUCUCCAUCCCCAUCAAAACCCCUUUUUCAGACCAAUGUUGGACGUUCGGAGACCCAAUGGGGACAGUCAGUUCUCACAUCUGGAAGAAGAUGGGGAUGUUGACGAUGGGGACGUUUCAGACGAUGAAACAAGGGACGGAGGAAAUGACGAUCAUUCUGGUCUGGAAGAAACAAACAGUAAUGACCCAUCCAGUAGUCCACCUUACAAUCUAAAAGUUAAAAAACAGAGAAAAGCAAGGACGGCAUUUACUGACCAUCAGCUUCAAACGCUGGAAAAGAGCUUCGAGCGACAGAAAUACCUCAGCGUCCAGGACCGAAUGGAACUAGCGUCCAAACUCAAUCUCACAGAUACUCAAGUCAAAACAUGGUAUCAAAAUAGAAGGACGAAAUGGAAGCGUCAAACAGCUGUUGGUUUAGAACUUUUAGCCGAAGCCGGUAACUAUGCCGCAGUUCAGCGUAUGCUUCAGUCUACUCCUUACUGGCUGAAUCAAUAUGCCGCUAAUUUACCUUUUACCGCUGGAUUACCAGGAAUGGACAUGUAUUACCGACAAGGACUUGGUCUUCAGAAACCAAUGGCUUACAGGAUGUAUCCAUCUGCUCCAACGACAGCCAUGGGAUUGCCAGUCAAUUUCUCUUCAUCUACUGUGCCACCAAUGGCUGCGGCAAGUGCCACUUCACCCACCUCAUCUUCAGCGUCAUCUUUACCUUCUUAUUUCGCUAGGGAACCCCCUUGCUGAAAAUAGAUUGAUAGCUAUUUAAAAAAAAUUUAAUUUAUUAUUGUGAUCCUCCGUCGAAAAAUGACCAGAACUUGUAAAUAACUCUUGGACUUUCUCAAACGUUCCAGAACUUGUACAUAUUUGUAUAGAACUCUUGGACUUUCUCUUUGUCAACUAUGAAAGAAAAGGUGGCUUCUAAUAUGAGUUGAUGAAUUUGGCUGACUACUAGUCUAUGGCGCAGGUUUUGGCGAAAAAUGAUAGAAAUGGCGAUAAAAAUCCAGGAUUGAAGUUAAAAAUAGGAGCUGCCUCAGUGAUAAGACAAGAGUAAAAGAAUGCCUGCACGCCAGGUUAUUCACUUUCUAUGGACAGUUACAGAAAAUGAAAAACCAUUUUGCACUUUUUUUUUAAAAUUUCUUUUGAUGAAGUUGCAUAUGUACAUUAAAGUGUACAUUUUGAUGUACAUUAAAGUGUACAAUUUCUGUACAUUUCAUUUAUGGCGCGCGUUUAUGUAAAAAAUAGAAAAUUAUAGCAUCGCUUAGAAUGCUGAAAAAUGAAUAUACUUAAAAUGAUUUCUAAUAUUAAAUUUUUUUUAUGAGUGUUUUUGUUACGCAGCAUAAAAUUUAAAAAAAAAAUAAUAAUAAUAUUUACAUGAAAAUAUACAUUGUUUUUGAAGGCACAUUCAUUUUAAUUUUAAAUUCUUAAAACAGAUUAUGAAGAAUUACUUAUAUUAUUACAAUGUACUUUUAUGCAAUUUCAAAAGAAUUAGCUUGCAUUCUUUUCAAUUUUAACUCAUAUAGUUUUUAAUUAUAUUUUACAGCUAAACUUAUUAACAGACCUAAUAAUUCAUGAUUUGAUUUUAAAGGGUUAGACGAUUAAAGGAUUAGUGUAAGUUAUAACUUUUCUAAAAGUAUUAAUUUUCUCUCUAAAAUAGUCAAUUUUUUUUCAUCGAAGAAAUAAGUUUUUUUCUGUGAUCUCAGUUAAUAACUAAUUUAAUAUCGAACAGUGAAUUUAAUAAUCCAAUACUACUCGCUAAUACGUAGCUAUUUCACAUCCAUGGGCAAGAAACGAGACAGUAGAAUUGUCAAUUAAUCCAGAUAUUCUUGCAAUAACUACUUACCUUUUCGCUGCAAAAGUUUUCAAUUGUGCGCACUACCUGUUAUUUAAUAAUUCUUUUCAAAUUAGGCAUGCACAUUUUCUGUUUUCUUUCUUUCCAUUUUGAUUUAUGCAUUUUCAUUAUAAAAUUGCAAAUUAUUAUAUUCUCUUUGUGUUUUUCUUUCAAUUAGAUGCAUCGUUUUUAUUUAUCCAUUAUGGUGUUAGGUAUAGUUUUUAUUGUUUUAAAAAUUCUUUUGUUACGCUUCCUAUACAAUUUCGCUUCGGUUUUGGUGCUUUGUAUUUCCAAUUUUUUUGUGUGCUUCGUCUCUUUUCGUCUCCCUUUAUUUUGUGGCGUUUCAGUUUAUAGAGUAAUGAUUAAAUUUUCUUUUGUCUUUUAAGUUUAAUUUUUGUAUUACAAUGGAGCGACCGUAGCUGCUCAACAAUUUGUAAUUCAAUGCCUAAUUUUUGUUUUUUCGUAACGUAAGGCAUAAAUAUACAGAGCCAGCGAAGGAUAAAAAAAAUAUUUGCGCUUGUAUUGACCUUUCCAAGUAUUGUUUCGCCAUCAAAUUUUUUAAAUUUUUUUUUUUUUUUUAAUUUAUAGAAGCAGCAUUGAUAUUGUGAAUAGUUGUUUUAAGACCCCAAAAAAUCUUUACACUUAUAGUUGUAUUGAUUCAAGAUUUCUUUUGACAGCACAAAAAUCUUUACACUUGUAGUUGUAUUGAUCCAAUAUUUCUUUUGACAGCGCGAAAAAUCUUUACACUUAUAGUUGUAUUGAUCCAAGAUUUCUUUUAUUAGCACGAAAAAUCUUUACACUUAUAACUCUAUUGAUCCCGGAUUAAUUUUGACAGCACAAAAAAAUCUUUACACUUGUAAUUGUAUUGAUCCAAGAUUUCUUUCACCAGUGCAAAGACCGUUUCAGAUACAACUACAAAAGUAGUUGUAUUGAUCAUUUUAAGAUUUAUUUAUUUAUUUAUUUUUUUUUUUUGUCGAUCGUUUAAAAAAAUCAGUUUUAUCAAGCAUGCACCGUAUUGGAAUUGUCGCAAUGAUUCACUUAGUUUGAACACAAAGAAAAAUGAAUUUAUGCAAAACUGUUUUAACUAUAUAAAUCUUUAUUGUUUCUAAACAGUUAGUUACACUUCUUCCAAGAAAGUCAAAUCUAUUAUUUAUUUCAAACUUAAUUAAGCAAAAAAUUGCAAAAGUAGUGAAUAAACUGUAAAAAAUGAUUAUAUAUUCAAUAAUUGUACAACUAUUAUAAUUGUACAAUUAUUGAAUGGAUUUUCCUUUUUUUAAUAUGAAUUAAUAAAAGUGAAGUUACAGUUAACUAUGAAUUUUUUAGGCUGUAGCUAUACAAAAAGUUUAGAAGAAAUAAGAAUAAAAAGAAUGCAACUAAUGUAAAUUAUGAAAUUUAUUUAUCUUUAUAUAUUAGCUCUUUUUUUUUUUUUAAUGUUACAGUUUUAAGUUGAAUUAUUUCAAGAGUCUGCUAAACAAAUAAUUCAAAAAUUGCUACAUAAAAUUUUGACAAUUUUAUUGUCAUUAUUAAUAUUUUUAUUGCUUCAAACUCUAAAAAAGAAAAAAUUGCUAUAUGUGCUAUAUAUUUUCUUUCAGUUUAUUAAUUUCUCUUCAUGUCCCCGGAAUGUAAAAAGUGGUAGCAUGUUUUUAAUUUGAAAAUGUUAGUUUUACAGUAAAACGACUAGCAUACGCUUAAUGAAAGGAUAACUACUUUUGCGCUUGUAUUUUUUAAAAAAUAACUGGCUAUUUGAAUUUAUGAAAACAUGUAUUUAUUUGAUUUAUAAUACUAUUCUGUCAACCAAUUUUUAAUUUUCAUAACCAUUUGGCGCAGCUGUCACAUUCUCACUUAUAAAUGUGUAUUUUAACUCAUUUUCAAAAUCUUGUGUAAAUUUGUUUUAUUGUAUAAAGAUGCCAUAUUAUCAUAUUGUAAUAUAAUUUCACUGUUUAAAAAAAUGUAUUUAUUUAUAUUUCAAAUAAUAUCCAUAAUAUCUGCAUAGCAGAUUUAUAUGCAGUGAUACGCAUUUGAUUUGCAAAAAGAUUAUAUGACUGUCGAUCAGUUGAAUAAAAUGUUUUUAAAACAUA
This is a messenger RNA of Parasteatoda tepidariorum (common house spider), 4353 nucleotides long. Its product is annotated as barH-like 2 homeobox protein. Lineage: Eukaryota; Metazoa; Arthropoda; Arachnida; Araneae; Theridiidae. Gene Ontology annotation, molecular function: DNA-binding transcription factor activity, RNA polymerase II-specific; DNA binding. Gene Ontology annotation, biological process: regulation of DNA-templated transcription. The record is from RefSeq and is a predicted model, not a curated record.